UAGUAUGAAUAGUACUUGACUCUAACUUGUUUAUUUUAUUGAAAGCUUCUCUUUCCCGCUGAUUGUUUAAUUCUGUUGUGUUCAGUUAGUGUUCGGUCUGUUUCAUCGGAAAGAUCACUUGCACUGUCGUAAAUUGCCGAUAAUAUAAUGGCCAAUGUGAUCUUGCUGCAAUCACCGCCACCCAAAUUAGAAGAAAUUCAAAAAACCAUAUUUAGCAAAGGUGCUAAUGACUUUUUAGAAAGUCUACAUAAGAAAUUCAGUGGGAAUAUUGAGAAACUAUAUACAAAUAGAUUACGGCGUAGUGUGGAAAUAAAGUUGAAAUGUACUUUAACUUUCGGAAAUUCUCCUGAGCGAAAUGACAAAGCCUGGAGCAUAGCACCUUUGCCUUCCCGACUCUUAAAUCGGCACUUGGACCUUGGUGAUGUAUCUGCUUCGAACACUGCACAUUUUGUAUCAGCUUUAAAUGAGAAUGUACAAGGUGUUCAGGUUGACUUUGAUGAUGGUCACUGCCCGACAUGGAAGAAUCAGUUGUUGGCAUACCAAAACAUAAAUCUAGCUGUCAAUGGAAAACUACUGGGGGCUCCAGUUAAUAUAGCGAUGUGUCCAAUUCUAAUGCUAAGACCCCGAGCAUGGAAUAUGAUUGAACACAACAUUUUGAUCAAUGGCGAGGAAGCAAUUGGAGCACUUGUUGAUUUUGGUAUAUUGAUGUAUCACAAUGCAAGGCAGCUACAGGAGGCAAACAGUGGCCCAUACUUUUAUCUGUCCAAGCUGGAAGGAGCAUCGGAGGCGAAACUGUGGAAUGAUAUAUUUGUGUGGUCACAACUCCAGCUAGGUUUGCCACAGGGAACAAUAAAAGCGUGUGUGCUGAUCGAGAACAUAGUGUCCACUUUCGAGUUAGAUGAGAUAUUGUAUGCAUUGAGGGAACAUUCUUUGGGACUGAACUGUGGCAUUUGGGACUACUGCGCUUCGAUUGUCACAAAGUUUGGGCAUAACAAAGAGUUCCUACUACCUGAUAGGAACAAAUAUGUUAACAUGGAGCGUGAUUUCUUGAAUAACUACAUGCUUUUAGUGAUUAAGACGUGCCACGACCGCGGAGCACCAGCCACGGGUGGAAUGGCAGCCGCCAUGUUGAAACCUGGCAGUGACGGAACGGAUAACGAAUCUAAAGUAGUAAUCAGCAAGAUUCUGGACGCUAAAAUGAAGGAAAUCGAGAUGGGUGUUGAUGGUUUCAUGGUUUACGAUACAAGGACCGUGCAGCACAUAAACAGGCUUUGGAAGAACUAUGGCGACACACCGAACCAGAUAAACAAAAAGUUGUCAGUGCUAGUGACAGCUGAGAGUUUGCUCACAAUUCCGCGAGGGGGAGUCACUAUGCAGGGCUUGAGGCACAAUGUUGCCAUAUCGAUACUGUUCGUGUACCACUGGCUGGCCGGCGUGGGACACUUCUUCUAUAACGGCAAUGUGGAGGAUUCGGCCACCGCUGAGAUAUCUAGGUGUCAGGUGUGGCAGUGGAUACGAUUCGCGGCACCACUCGAAGACGAUCCCAUAGAGCGCGUAACAGCAAAGCUAGUAGAAAAGAUAUCGUCCAACUUCGCCUCUCACGCGCAUUCCCAACUCUGUCGCUCGAGCGGCGAGCGCAAGCGAUUAACGGCCGCACGGUAUAUGUGCACAGAGUUGUUUUUGGCGCGCACUCCGCCAGAUUUCAUUACUACUUACCUCAACGACGGCCACAAGUUCCGUACGCUGCACAAUAAGGCGCUACUUAGCAAUUUGUAACCUAUUGAUGUGAUGAUUAUACAGGGUGUAAAAAAUCUUUUAACGAAGUCGAAAGCCACGUAUUUCCCACAUUAUGGCGGUCGUUUUUUUCUUCUGGACCAUACCUGGGAAAUUUAUGGUCAUGGAGAUAUUGAAGUUCAAAGUCACAAUUUUUGUUUCAAGAUUUAUACAUUAAUAUUUACAAAACGUUAUUUAGAAACUUUUUUAUAGACGCACUUGCACACACGCACAUACAGACACAUUCAUUGCGUAGCGCCACAGUAGCGCGCAGCGCUAUACAUUGCGUAUUGGAAAAAUUUUUUUUUUAACAAAAAUACAAAUGAUACCCACGUAUAUUUUUU
This is a messenger RNA of Chilo suppressalis (striped riceborer), 2117 nucleotides long. NCBI's taxonomy places the organism in Eukaryota, Metazoa, Arthropoda, Insecta, Lepidoptera, Crambidae. The record is from the annotation of a GenBank genome assembly.